This is a messenger RNA of Dendrobium catenatum, 894 nucleotides long. Its product is annotated as aspartyl protease APCB1-like. The coding region runs from base 253 to 894 and encodes 213 amino acids. Gene Ontology annotation, biological process: proteolysis. Gene Ontology annotation, molecular function: aspartic-type endopeptidase activity. The record is from RefSeq and is a predicted model, not a curated record. The transcript has 5 exons. NCBI's taxonomy places the organism in Eukaryota, Viridiplantae, Streptophyta, Magnoliopsida, Asparagales, Orchidaceae.
UUACAGAACAUCCAGUAUGUACGAUGCGAUGAACCCCGUUGCAUUGAUGCACACAAAGGUAAGUGCAUGAACACUGAUCCAUGUUACUAUGAGAUCAGUUACCAAGAUGAAAGCGCCUCCAAAGGCUUCCUCGUGACCGACUCCUUCACACUCCACUUAGCAGAUGGCUCGUUGAUCAGCCCUACCCUUUCCAUCGGUCGCAGCACCUACUACUCAUCAGAAGAGCCCAAUAGUCAAUAAAAAACUCACGGCAUGCUUGGGCUUGGCAAAGGUAGAAUAAGCAUACUCUCGCAGCUGCACGAACAAGGCCAUUUUGCCAUAAUCUUUGGUCAUUGCCUAAGUAGCAAUUCGAAAGACUACGGGUUUAUGUUCAUUGGGGAAGAUUUCGAUUAUCCCAGAUGCCUCACUUGGCUACUUACUGAAGUAAUAUAUGGUAAUCAUGAGCAGUCGUUGUUGGGAAGAAAUCAACCUUUCGUUCUUGAUAGUGGAGCCACUUACACGCACUUCCUAGAUCCAUUGUACCAGCAGCUUUUAACCAAGAUUGCAGAGAUGCCACUGCAAAAAGUACCUGGAGAUGAUGUGUACCCUGACUGCUGGGAGGACACGAGACCCUUCACGUCCAUCAGUGAUCUCAGGAACCUUUUCAGUAGCUUAUAUCUCAAAUCAGGAAAUGGACAAGGUUUGGAGAUCCCACCGGAGAACUACUUAAUCAUUAUGGAAGAUGGUGAUGUUUGCUUGGCCAUCUUGAAUGGCUUUGCUCAUGGUAUGAACAACUUCAACCUUAUUGGAGCUAUAUCAAUGCAAAAUGUGAUGGUUGUUUAUGACAAUGAGCAGCAACAAAUCGGAUGGGCUCCUGUUAUUGGCUGCACUCAACCUCUGAACUGCCCACCAUAA